GUACGGGCGGUGGGCGGGGCUUGGGAGACUCCGGGCCUGAAGGUGGACGCGCAGGUCCCACCUGGAAGCUGUCGUCAUGGUAGCCCCGGUGGUGGUGUACCUGGUGGCGGCGGCUCUGCUUGUCGGCCUUAUCUUCUUCCUGACUCGCAGACGGGGCCCAGCGGCAGCAGCCAGCGGAGAGCCACUGCACAAUGAAGAGGCAGCAGGCCGAGCAGCCCAGCCUCGGCCCCUGGAGCCCGAGGAUCAGAGGGCUGGGGGUAGACCCCGGCACCGCAGGGACCUGGGCAGUCGUCUGCAGGCCCAGCGUCAAGCCCAGCGAUUGGCUAGGUCUGAGGUGGAUGAGAAUGAGGAGGAGGUCAUCAUCCCAGCCCAUGAGGAAGAAAGUGAGAAGCCAGCAGAAACUCACCCGUCAGGGAAAAUUGGAGCCAAGAAACUACGGAAGCUGGAGGAGAAACAAGCACGAAAAGCCCAGCGCGAGGCAGAGGAAGCUGAGCGUGAGGAGCGGAAGCGCCUUGAGUCUCAGCGUGAGGCAGAGUGGAAGAAGGAGGAGGAGCGGCUUCGACUGGAGGAGGAACAGAAGGAGGAGGAGGAGAGGAAAGCCCGGGAGGAGCAGGCCCAGCGGGAGCACGAGGAGUACCUGAAACUGAAGGAGGCCUUCGUGGUGGAGGAGGAGGGUGUGAGCGAGACCAUGACCGAGGAACAGUCCCACAGCUUCCUGACAGAGUUCGUCAACUACAUUAAGCAGUCCAAGGUUGUGCUCUUGGAAGACCUGGCUUCCCAGGUGGGCCUGCGGACUCAGGAUGCCAUAAACCGCAUUCAGGACCUGCUGGCCGAGGGGACUCUGACAGGUGUGAUUGACGACAGGGGCAAGUUCAUCUACAUUACCCCGGAGGAGCUGGCUGCUGUUGCUAACUUCAUCCGGCAGCGGGGCCGGGUGUCCAUCACUGAGCUUGCCCAGGCCAGCAACUCCCUCAUCUCCUGGGGCCGGGAGCCCCCUGCCCAGGCCCCAGCCUGACCUAGCCCAUCUCUCUUGGACUCAGAGCCGGGACAGCCUACCUGACCGUAUAUCUUUAUUCCUGGCCACCAUCCUAGGGCAGUGGUGGGGCGUGGCCAGGCAGUUCUAGAUUAAAGGCCUGUGAGUACUGCUGAGCUUGGUGUGGCUUGGUGUGGCAGAAGGCCUGGCCUGGGAUCCCAGGUGAGCAGGUGAAAUCUAAGUCUUGAAAUGUACCGUUGUGGGGGGCGGUCAGGGGGAGGGUGGAGUAUCCUGCCGAAGCAGAUGGAAGUUUCCUUCUUAUCAAGUAUUCAUUCACUUAUUAAAAAAAAUACUGGGCAUUUAUUAUGCUCCUUCCUACCCUGCAAGCCAGGCUCCCAAGGCCUGGAAAAGGUCUUUCUCCCCUUCCUUCCCUCUUCUCAGAAUAAAAGUGAGGAACCUCUUAGGCCAUGUCUCCCCUAACUGGAGUGGGAGGUCUCACCACUUUUUAUAUGGACUCCGGAGCCCUAAGGAAGGCUGAGAGCCCUUAGGGAAGGAGUUAAUGAGCACGCCAAAGGAAGAGUCCUAGGGACGUUAGCCUUUAAGAACGGGGGAAGGGAGGUCAUGGAGGGCAAGAGGCUGGGCCAGAUGCUUGUGGGGCAGAUGAAAGGAAAGGGGGACCUGCUGGAGCCGGACGGAGUUAUGCCGUGCAGGCGCAUCGCUUCAUACAGCACAUCACAUGAGUUCCGCUCUACAUUUUUGACACAAAGUCUAAGUGGUGUGGGUGAUUCCACCCACUAGUGGGUGCGAGGACCAUAUGCUCGGGAGUAGGUGUGAGAUGGGAGAUACGUGUCUGCUGUAGGGUCAGUCACUCUGGGUCCUGCAGGCUGUUCGUGGCAUGAGCAUACUGCUGUGCUGAGGGUGAGACAUGUGCUUAACUAUGUAUACCUUAGGCAAGGCGGCCCCUAGACAUAAACCACCUACUUGUGAUGCCUGGUGGUGGAGGCAUCAGCUUUCUGUUCUGGCGCAGGAGGAAAUUCUAUGGGGAUGGAGAUGGGGAGACAGGAAGGACAUCAGGCUCCAGGGCGGGGCCUUCCUGAGGGGUUGUCAAGGGUGAUUUUCACUCAUUUAGUGUCAGAGCAUUAACUGGAGAACCUGGAGAUUCCAGGUAUGGUGCAACUUUUCUACUUCUGCCAGCAAUAGGCACUUGGAGUCAUCCAGAGCUAGGAAGGGCCACCUGCAUUGUUCAGAAGGCCAUCUGGGAGCCCACAGUCUAGUGGGAGAGGGAAGGAACAGACGUAGGUACCCACAGCCCGAGACAGAAACAGAAACUUCCAAGGGGAGAAGAGAUGACUUACAGUGAGAGCAGUGGUUCUCGGCCAUUUGCUCAGUAGUGUCGCACGGGGGUUCGACAGCAGCCUCCCAGCAGACCGCACCUCAGACUUGCUCACGUGGACUCCUGGGGUGGAACCCAGCCAGGGAGCCUCACUGGGAGAUUCAGCGUGCAGCCGAGGUUGAGAGCCAGUGAGGAGGUUGGGGGUGGGGUGCAGAGGCAGGCCAUAAGGUUGCAAGUAAUUAAAAUCCCCACUGGAAGGGGUUUCUUACAGACCAAGACAGCGGCUCUAUGGGUCUCUUCUAUCCCUUCCCUCAGCUGUCCUCAGCCACUUCCAUCCAGGUAGCUAGACGGUUAUGACAGCCCCAUCAAGACACUGCCCACAG
Phyllostomus discolor (pale spear-nosed bat) is the source of this 2689-nucleotide messenger RNA. It is a transcript of the gene DDRGK1, whose product is annotated as DDRGK domain containing 1. Lineage: Eukaryota; Metazoa; Chordata; Mammalia; Chiroptera; Phyllostomidae. The transcript is spliced from 9 exons. The record is from RefSeq and is a predicted model, not a curated record. The coding region runs from base 77 to 1015 and encodes 312 amino acids.